AUGGUCGCGGAGAUCAAAACCGGGAAGGGUCGCAAGUGGUCUAUCACCUCCAAGGGGACACCAGCAGCCAACGUCAAGAUCCUCUCUCGCUGGCUCCCGUGUCUCUUUGGACCGUAUGCUCCUCUGACGAACAUGAAAUUAGAGACUGCGAAGUGGCUCUACAAUGCGUUCGAGUAUCUCCUCAAGGAGUUGCCGUUCAUCCGGCUUGUUUCGGAGCACCUCAAGUUCAACGCUGGCGCACUAUUCCUGAUUGCUGGAUGUAUGGAUCAUCACGCCCGCGCUGGCCGAUCGAGUCACCUCAAUGCCAUCCGAGCCGACCUCGACCGAUGCCUCCCCAAAAUCACCCUUCCAAGCGGCGAGAUCCUCGCCCCUCUCGCUGCGAACGAGCUGCUCGCUCAACGGAACUUUGGAUUCAACACGCUUUGCAUGGGACGUCUCAACGUUCCAAUCGAGGACCGCGCAGAGUUUGAUGAGAACCCAAAAGCGUACUGCGACGAAAUGACUGCUCCCGGCGCUCGUCGUCACCCGUUUGGUAACAAUGUGUACUCGCAUCAGUAA
This is a messenger RNA of Epithele typhae, 558 nucleotides long. RefSeq lists its product as uncharacterized. The coding region runs from base 1 to 558 and encodes 185 amino acids. The transcript is spliced from 6 exons. Lineage: Eukaryota; Fungi; Basidiomycota; Agaricomycetes; Polyporales; Epitheliaceae. The record is from RefSeq and is a predicted model, not a curated record.